Brassica napus (rape) is the source of this 668-nucleotide messenger RNA. RefSeq lists its product as uncharacterized. Bases 241 to 654 code for a protein of 137 amino acids. The record is from RefSeq and is a predicted model, not a curated record. Lineage: Eukaryota; Viridiplantae; Streptophyta; Magnoliopsida; Brassicales; Brassicaceae. The transcript is spliced from 4 exons.
AACCGGGCCUUACGCUUGAACCCGUAAGAGGCGGGUUCAAGCCACGCGUCGGGCGGUGAGUGGCUUCUCCUUUCCGCGUCGAAGAGGAAGAAAGGAGGGGAUACGCGUGAACCAGUUCAUUUCUCUCAUCAGUGAAAAAAGCUAGGGUUUUUUCUCUCCGAGGCGAUAAUCGACGCCGUGGCUUCUCCGUCGUUAUUUCUCCAUCAAAUCGAAUCCGCUUUCUCUUCUCCACACUCUUAGAUGGAUCCGGCAGAGGAGAGAAGACAUUCAAAGAGGCAACAGGAUCACAUAAACAUGCUAGGGUUCGUCAGCGAUUCAGAGUACGGGAUUCCCAAAAGGUGUCCAUGUGGUGGGAGAAUCAUCGAUGAGGUACGCCGGAAGGACGAGUACGACUCUCUUCCGGGGAAGCGGUUCUUCACAUGCAAGAACUACGAGGCUGAUGGAUUCCACUAUCGUCAGCCUUGGGUGAUAGGUGUGCAGGAGGAGAUCGAAAGGUUGACUAAGCGGGUGGUGGAGGCUGAAGAAGUGAUGUUGGGGUCGUCGAAUCUCUGUAAACUGAUCGACAGACUGGAGGAUCAGGUUAAAAUGCUCUCUGAGCAGGUAGAUGACCUCACAGUUCAGGUUGCUACGUUGGAGAAGGUCUGCUUCGAAUGAAACCGAAGGUAAGA